GCAGCAGUGUUAAAAAGUCUGAGCAACUUGGUCACUUUGUCGCUAGAUUUAGCAACUUUCUAUCACUUUAGCGACUUUGUAGAACAAAUCUAGCUAUCUUUUCUGGCGUGGUUGGAGACUUUUGUAGACUGACAUGAAGAUACGCGUCGUUUUCUCUUCUCAACGAGCAGCGGUGCUGCUGCUGACUGUGCCCCAUCUCAAAGCACAGACAUGCAGCCCGGUCAUCGCGCAUCAAUCACUCCGAAAACACCGGCGACAGGGCGAUGGCACGUACAACAAGCUCAAAGACGGCCCCUGUGGCAGGCGGAUGGAUAUCCUUGUGCUUCUGGGAACGAUUGCCAUAGUGAUUUCCAUGACUAUGAUAUUUGUCAUCUACUGCAGCCAAGAAAGAAAGUUCUCUGCUCUUCACAGCUGGAUGGAGAGUCUCAACUCAACCACCAUUUCUGACCAUCAUAUCACAGGAAUUUCUGAAUCGAGGUUGUCUGAUCUUGAGAUUUUGAUGAGCAGCCUCGGCUUGACAUUGACUUCCCUGACAUCCAAACAAGAUGAAAACCUGAAAAGACUCGAGCAGCGACAAGACGUCAAUAACGCCGAGAUGAAGAACCUGCUGCUCAGUUUAAAUUCUUCAUUAUCAGCACUGACCUCCAAACUAAAUGAUGCAGUUAACAACCAGGAACAGAAGCUGGCAGAAACACAACAAUUGCUGGACAGUUUGAAGACAUCAGUCUCAAAUCAUCAAAAUAAACAAUGUGACUGUGACUCACUGUCAAGCUCACUAAGAGAUGUUCAGAGUUCAAUGUCUAAUCUGACUUCAUCUGUCGUGUCUCUUUCAUCUAAACAACAGAUCACUGAAGAGAGACUCAUAAGCAGUUUAAAUGAACUGAAAGCCCAGAUUAACAACAAAUCAUCAUCAGAUAAACCGGUAUGUAACUGUAAAUCUGGCUGGAUCCAGUAUGGAAGCAGCUGUUAUCUGUUCUCCAGUAACACAUUCAACUGGAUGGAGGCACGAGAUUACUGUAAAAAACAGGGAGCAUCGCUCCUGAAACUCGAUGGGAGCGAUGACGAAUGGGGAUUUUUGACAGGUACAACCGGAACAGUCCCUCACUGGAUUGGUCUGACGGAUCAGACCACAGGGCAGUGGAGAUGGACUGACGACACUCCUUACACGGAUAAAAAUCGGUGGGGUGAAGGACAACCGGAUGACUGGAAAGAACACGGACUGGGAGAGGGGGGAGAAGACUGUGGCCAUAUAACGUAUAGGCAUACAUUAAAUGAUGCCCACUGCUCUUCAAAAUAUAACUGCAUUUGCAAAGUGUAAACCUAAACCUAAAGUAACUGAAAUACGGCAAGAUGAUCUGAAAUGAAUACUUCAGGACAUCAGUUAUGUAGUUGAAAGCAAAAUCAAAAGUCCUCAGGUUACCCUGAACCUUUGUAACUUUGAUUUGAAUUUUUUUUUUUUUUUUUUUUGAGAAAAUAAAACAAUGUUUAAAUAUAAGAAUUCAGGUAAUUAAUUAAUUCUGUCUCAUUGUACAUGUAGCCCUUGAGUGUCUGAGGGGGUUUUCUCGAUACUGAGGGUUCAGAAUACAAGAUUAUUCGGAAACAUUUUUAAAACUGUAUUGUAGGUCUGUUUAUUUCUCUAUAACCCAAUAUGUAAUCUUCAAGAUUCACGUUUAUUUGUUUGUAUAUUUUAUCUAUAUUAGGUUUUUGUCACCACCAUCAGAUGUCACCACCGUCAAGUUUUCUGUCUUUUCUGUCAGGUUUUAUGUAUUUUUAGGAAGUUAUGAUUUGAUAUUUGUUCAUCACAGUGCUCAGGAUUGUUAUUUUUGGGACCAAAUAUUUACAUAAAGUUUAAGCAAGAAGCCCUUGACUUGAGUGGUAUACAUUUUGGAAUAAUGAGGCCAAUGUCACCACCGUCAGACAGAGUUUUAUUUGUUUUAAAUGAAUAUGCUUACAAUAUGUUUCUUCAGUGCUGUUGAGUUAUUAAAUUAAUAGUCUCUAUUAAAACA
Molecule: messenger RNA, 2006 nt
Organism: Paramisgurnus dabryanus
Lineage: Eukaryota; Metazoa; Chordata; Actinopteri; Cypriniformes; Cobitidae
Source: RefSeq, a predicted model, not a curated record